Molecule: messenger RNA, 1435 nt
Organism: Xyrauchen texanus (razorback sucker)
Lineage: Eukaryota; Metazoa; Chordata; Actinopteri; Cypriniformes; Catostomidae
Product: pre-miRNA 5'-monophosphate methyltransferase
Exons: 2
Coding region: 172-915 (247 amino acids)
Biological process (GO): negative regulation of pre-miRNA processing; miRNA metabolic process
Cellular component (GO): cytoplasm
Molecular function (GO): O-methyltransferase activity; RNA methyltransferase activity
Source: RefSeq, a predicted model, not a curated record
UUUUAUGAUUUACACAUUUGAGAGCUAACACACUGACAGGCUGACACAAAUGUCUCUAAAUUCCUGCAUAUAUUAUUUCAACUAUACAUUGAUAUAAAUGAAUGCAAUAUCAGACAUGAAUGUUUCCAUGGCAACGCGACCCUUCCGGAUGAGUUUAACUGUUACACAGACAUGAUGGAGGUGAGUUCAGAGGAACACAUGGAGAAUGAAGAUCCAGGAGCUGCGCCGUAUGGAAACUUCAUCAAUUAUUACACCUUCAACCCACCGCAGAACCGCGUCAGUUUGAUCCCAGCGUCACUGCUUGAACACAGCAGCGGUCAGACUGUGUUGAUUCUGGAUGUGGGGUGCAACUCAGGGGACCUGUCUGUUGCUCUGUACAAACAUCUAUCACAUGAGCAGACUUCUGGAAGUGACGAGAAAAGAGAAGUUCAUCUGCUUGGAUUUGACCUGGACCCAGAUCUCAUCCUUCGGGCGCAGAACACUAACCCCUUUCCCCAGAAUAUCCAGUUUCUCCCUCUGGAUAUCACCGAUGAUGGAGAGAGCCAGACAGUGCUGCGGUCUUACCUCCAGAGAUUUGGACGCGCUCGUUUCCACCUGUGCACCUGUUUUGCGGUGACUAUGUGGGUGCAUUUGAAUCACGGAGACUCUGCGUUUCUGUCUCUCCUCUCCAGACUCGCAUCUCUCGGUGAGUGUCUUCUGCUGGAGGUGCAGCCAUGGAAGUGUUACCGCUCCGCUGCACGGCGGUUACGCAAACUUGGGCGCAGCGACUUCGAGCACUUCAAGACUCUUGAGAUUCGUGGCGACAUGGCCGCUCAUGCUAAAGAGUAUUUGGAAACGCAGUGUGGCAUGGAGCUGGUGCAGAGCUUUGGGAACACAUCAUGGGACAGAAGUCUUCUGCUGUUCAGGACACGAUAAUAUACGUUUAUAUUCAGAGAGAAGAUUUAUUCAAUUAAAAUAUACUUGACUGUAACGUUUCUGUGGUCCGUUUCCAUGACUACUGCCCCAUGAACAUCAUGUUACCACCGUUCAUUCUUUUGGAAAAUGUCAAAUAUUUGUGUGUGAGUGUGAGUGUGUGUGUGUGAGUGAUGUGUGUGUGUGUGUGUGUGUGUGAUGUGUGUGUGAGAGUGUUUGAGUGAUGUGUGUGUAUAAAAACAACAGUGGCAUUAUAUAAACAAACUGGCAUUUAAAAUCCUGAAUAUGAAUGAAUAUUUGGUAGUUUUGAUCAGGACUGAUGUUGGUUAAAAAGUCAGUGAAAGUGGAAAAUAAUAUUAAUAUAUAAUAUUUUUAUGGCAGUUUUUUAAUUGGACAUUUUUGUCCUUUAAGGACCUCCGAGUAACUUUCAUAAAUUGAUGCACAAGCGUUCAAAUUUGUACAUCAUUUUAGAGAUGAUCAGAGUUUUACACAAUGUGAUUUGAAGAAGCUUAUUGAUAAAAUA